AUGAUGCUUAUAGUUCUUUGGGCUGUUUUGGUUGUUGCGAACGGAGCACCUGUCAUCGAGGAGCAGAAUCUUAUAGAAGCUAUGAAAGAAUUCAGAAAUGAAAAUGUUUAUUGGGCUCUAUUGAUUCCUGUAUCGGAAAAGCAGAAUCACAAGGGCGAAGAAGACUUCGAAAAUGCGGAUGUGGGAGAAUUCGGCAACUACUUCGAGGGAGACAUGAUACUGACAGAAGAACAACAAGAGACUUUGGCGAGGGGUGAUAACGACCGCAAUGGACUCGUCAACGUCACCAAACGUUGGCCGGAACGCACACUCGUCUACUAUAUUGAGACUGAUGACCUUGACGAUGAGCAAGUAAAGAUGAUUCAUUUGGCAAUGGAAGACAUCGCUAACAAAUCGUGUGUAAGAUUCCGGCCGAGAGUUGACAACGAACACGCGGUUAUUAUUCAGGGUUCGCAGAACGGAUGCUUCUCCAGCGUAGGGUUCACGUCUUCUGACGAUGAUGAUGCUGACUCCAACGCCAGUCAAAUCCUCAACCUUGCUAACGGAUGCUUCAGACACGGUACUAUCGUUCACGAACUGCUACACGCCCUCGGAUUCUACCACAUGCAGAGUACCUUCAAUAGGGAUGAAUACGUCAAAGUUUUAUGGAAAAACAUUAGACCAGGCUACGAACAUAACUUUGCAAAAUAUACAUCAGAGGCUGUGACGAAUUUCGGAGUACCGUAUGACUUUUCUAGUGUGUUGCACUAUCCUGCCACUGCCUUCUCUUCAAAUGGAAAACCAACAAUUAUUCCCUUGCAGGAUGACGUGAAGAUAGGACAAAGGGAUGGCAUGUCUGAGAGUGACGUAUUGAAGCUAAACAAAAUGUAUUGCGAGGUUCGCGCUGAUUAUGAGAAUUAA
Molecule: messenger RNA, 900 nt
Organism: Pectinophora gossypiella (pink bollworm)
Lineage: Eukaryota; Metazoa; Arthropoda; Insecta; Lepidoptera; Gelechiidae
Product: seminal metalloprotease 1-like
Exons: 7
Coding region: 1-900 (299 amino acids)
Biological process (GO): proteolysis
Molecular function (GO): metalloendopeptidase activity; zinc ion binding
Source: RefSeq, a predicted model, not a curated record